UCUUUUCAAGAUUCUUAAAAGCAUACAGUUUCAAUAAAUAGUGAAGGCGUUACAUAAUAUAUGUCAAGAAAACCAAACAAAGAAUGAAAAAUAUUUGUCUGUGAAAACUUGGGGAUCUUGCUUGGAUGGUCGGAUCAAAUGGCGUCUACUCAACAAACAAGCAUUCCUUUGCCUCCUGACCCUGGGGACAAAAUCCAAGGGGAAGACGAGGCACAUUUUUCUUCAGUUCCAAUCCAUGUUGUUACUAAUCCAUCUGAACUACCUGUUGAAUUCUUGGAGCCUUCUCCUGAGACGCAACUGGUUAUUGGUUUUGAUUGUGAGGGUGUUGAUCUUUGUCGCCAUGGGACUCUCUGUAUUAUGCAGCUCGCCUUUCCUGAUGCAAUAUAUUUGGUUGACGCUAUUCAAGGUGGAGAGACUGUUAUCCAAGCCUGUAAGCCUGCACUUGAGUCUAAUUACAUCACAAAAGUUAUUCAUGAUUGCAAACGAGAUAGUGAGGCAUUGUAUUUUCAGUUCGGCAUAAAGUUGCACAAUGUUGUGGAUACACAGAUUGCAUAUUCUUUGAUCAAUGAACAAGAAGGACAAGCACGGGUCCCAGAUGACUACAUAUCAUUUGUUGGUCUACUUGCUGACCCACGUUAUUGUGGAAUAUCUUAUGAUGAGAAAGAAGAAGUUAGAGUUCUUCUAAGACAGGACCCAAAGUAUUGGACAUAUAGACCAUUGUCUGAACAGAUGAUCCGUGCUGCUGCAGAUGAUGUCCGAUUUCUUCUUUAUAUAUACCAUAAGAUGGUGCAAAAGUUGUGUGAAAAGUCCUUAUGGCGCCUAGCUGUCCGUGGUGCCCUCUAUUGUCGCUGUUUCUGCAUCAAUGACAAUCAUUUUGCAGACUGGCCGCCUCUACCUCCAAUUCCAGAAAAUAUUGCUUCUGCUGAUGAAAGUAUCCAUGAGGAAGAAAUCUUGUCUGUUCUUGAUGUACCCCCUGGGAAAAUGGGACGUGUUAUUGGCAGAAAGGGAGCUUCUAUAUUGUCGAUAAAGGAGUCAUGCGAUGCUGAAAUAUUCAUAGGAGGUGCUAAAGGUCCUCCUGAUAAGGUUUUCAUCAUUGGACCAGUGAAGCAAGCAAGAAAAGCCGAAGCCAUUCUAAGGGGAAAACUGCUAGAUUUCUGAUCAGGAGUUCAUGCAGGACUUAUAUUGUAUCUUUAGACUAAGAAAAAGAAAAGGCAAAACACAUACCGGCUCUCGUACUUUGUAUCAUAAAUAAGAAGUUUGUGUGGCUACAAUGUAAGAUUUGAUUUGCUCACCAGUGACAGUUUUUCAGCUACUAGAUUGCGAAUAUUGAGGAAAUGGAAAGGAUGAAAUAAGAAAUUUUAGUGAUGCUCUUAA
Lycium ferocissimum is the source of this 1374-nucleotide messenger RNA. RefSeq lists its product as uncharacterized. Lineage: Eukaryota; Viridiplantae; Streptophyta; Magnoliopsida; Solanales; Solanaceae. The record is from RefSeq and is a predicted model, not a curated record. The coding region runs from base 139 to 1158 and encodes 339 amino acids. Gene Ontology annotation, molecular function: 3'-5' exonuclease activity; RNA binding. The transcript is spliced from 10 exons. Gene Ontology annotation, biological process: nucleobase-containing compound metabolic process.